This is a messenger RNA of Spinacia oleracea (spinach), 1853 nucleotides long. Its product is annotated as F-box/FBD/LRR-repeat protein At1g13570. The transcript is spliced from 4 exons. Lineage: Eukaryota; Viridiplantae; Streptophyta; Magnoliopsida; Caryophyllales; Amaranthaceae. Gene Ontology annotation, molecular function: protein binding. The record is from RefSeq and is a predicted model, not a curated record. Bases 278 to 1624 code for a protein of 448 amino acids.
AUUAGGAAAACUGUAGAACAGAACUGUUAUUUUGUUGCAUAUUGUUAAUUCUAGUUGAUUCAAUACCAAAAUAGUUUCUAGCUACUUGAAAAUCCUCGAUCAAAUUAAGAAUAUGUUAUAAAUAAUGCAAAACUUAAAAGCACAAACAUUCAAACAAUACCUCCACACUCAAUUGCAGACUUGCAGCAAACUCAUCCGCCGAUCGCUCCGCUCUUCUCGAGUCCUCUCCUCGGGUUAAUUAUAUAUAUGAUCGACUCUUGAAAUCUAGUAGAUCAAUAUGAACCUUACAAGAACGAAGAUGGGAAGAAGGCAAGAGGCUCAAGAUUACAGUGAAGCUGAUAUAAUUAGUAAUUUGCCUAGGGAUGUGAUACACGAGAUUUGGGAACGCUUACCCCUCCAGGAUGCUGCAAGAAUGAGUGUUCUAUCGCAUAAGUGGCAAGACAUUUGGACUUCAACACCCCAUCUUUUAUUUGAUGAUUGCUUUUUUACAAGUGUUCUUAAAGAGGAACGACAAGAGACCCUCAGGUUUUGCAGCACUGUGAGCAAAAUUCUGUUUCAACAUCAAGGUCCUAUUCACAAGUUUUCAUUGUUUGUUCCUCCUUUAAAUGCCUGUCCAGAUGUUUCUCAGUGGAUUUCCCAUCUUUCAAGAAAUGGUUUAAGGGAUUUUAGCCUCAGGAAUACAUACAUGUCACCUCUUAAGUUGAGCUCGCGUCUCUUCUGUUGUGGCGACUUGGAAAAGUUGAAGCUUUUUUUCUGCAUAUUCAGUCCUCCUCCUCUUAAUAUCAGAGGCUUUCCAAAGCUCACAAGCCUUGAGCUUGACAGAGUCUUUUUAACAUACAAGACUUUCAAAGAUCUAAUUGAAAGUUGCCCAGUACUGCACAACUUGAAUUUAACAAACUUUACUGGUAUGGAGCACAGGAACAUUGUUAUUGAUUCUCCUAACCUCAAACACUUGAUUCUUGAUUGGCAAUUUGAGUCACUUGAGCUGAAAAGUUGUGAGAAUCUCGUGUCCGCCUCAUUUGGUAUGCAGAUUUUUGUCAAUGUUGUUCACAGGGCUAGCUUAUGUAAUCUGGUUAAAGUUCUUGCAACGUCAAGUAAACUCAAAAGGCUUUGUUUUAAAGGUCACUUUUGUACGAUUCUGUUUAAAGCAGGUAGCCUUCGUAUUAACUUUGAGAAACUGAAAAUUCUUGAGUUGCUAAACCUUCAUUUGGAAUAUCUGGAUGAUUUUUCUUCUGUGAUUAGCUGUAUUCAGAGCUCUCCUAACAUUGAAGUGCUUAAAAUCACUGUUCUUUCAAGCACAAAUCUUGCAGACCAUGUGCUGGACUAUAACCCUGAGUGUAAAUUACACCACCUGAGUUGUGCCAAAGUUGGUAUAAUGACUGCUUCAAGUACAGAGCUCAAGUUGAUUGAGUUUUUGCUCACUUGCUCUCCUACCCUUGAGAAAUUAUCAGUACAUACACCCCUCAAGAACAAAUCUCGUUCAAGGAUGUUAAUGCAAUUAAACCGGUUUCGUAGAGCAUCACCAAAGGUAGAAGUCAUCUGCCCAGAAAGCAUAUUGCCAAAGAGGUCUGUUCAUGUUGCCACCUCACCUUCUACUUCAGGUUCAUCUUCUGAUUCUGAUUAGUUUCUUGUUUCUCAAGUACAGAAUUAAUGAGUAAAUGCUUCUGUGUGUGUAUUGAGUUUUCGAACUCUAGAGUCUAGAUUACCUUCUUCUCCCUUUAACUUUGACUAGGGAUAUUAUUGAGCUUCUGAUAUGAUUAUUUGUUGGAUUAGUUUGGAGGAUCCAAGUUUGCGAUAGAUGUUGAAUGAUCGAUUUGUUGGAUCGUUAUAGUAUCAGAUUUUUGAGGUCAAAA